Molecule: messenger RNA, 2085 nt
Organism: Botrytis cinerea B05.10
Lineage: Eukaryota; Fungi; Ascomycota; Leotiomycetes; Helotiales; Sclerotiniaceae
Exons: 4
Coding region: 148-2031 (627 amino acids)
Molecular function (GO): zinc ion binding; nucleic acid binding
Source: RefSeq, a predicted model, not a curated record
GAUGGACUCGAAGAGAGAAGGUGCAAAGAGAGAAGGUGCAUUGGGUCCGUGCGGCAUCAAAUAACAAACAACAACUUCCUUUUUUCCAAAGACCUUCAACUUUGAUCAACUCUUACCAUUUUUUAUUAUCAAUGUAUACACCUCAAGAUGUUUCCUGGAAAAGAAAGUCGACAUCAGAGUGCGUGGGAGGAAGAAGCUUUAUUAGAGCUUCUCUUUAGAGCCCCAAAUUUAGUAACUAAUGAUGAUCUGCUAAACAUCUCUUUGAGCAACUUAGCCAAGAAUGUGAACGAUGAAUUAUCAGCUUCUUUCAUCAUGAAGAUAUACUGUCGAUGGCUCGAAGUCCAUCGGAGAAGCCCAUUACAAUUAUUUAAAGCUUGGCCAAACACGAUUAAGCAGUGGGUGGAAUCAUUGGAACACCGCGGAGUUGACAAGGAAAUAGUAAUAGCACACGUUGUGGACUGGAAGAAAGACAAUGGUCCUUCCACGAUUAAUGGCGCGAAAGGAUGGAUCGAGGAAAAGCACCUUCCUUCCGUUGGCGAGAUUGAAAGAGUGUUUGAUGAAAAACAUAGCUUAAACGAAGAUAAACCUUCGGAUAAAGGAUGCUUUGAUAGAGGUGAGUAUCGAUCGGACAGGCCCUCAAGCAAAUCAGAUCUUGGAGGCGCUCGUUCAGAGUAUGUCCCAUCGAGCUACAUCUGCAAUCGAUGCGGGAAGAAUGGCCACUUGGUCAAACAAUGUCCAACAAAUAUGGACCCUGCUUUUGACAUGAAGCCACCGGAGUCAUACAAAUGCUCAAUUUGCAACAAAUCCGGAAAGCACUGGUAUUCGCUAUGCCCAGAGAACAUCAGAGAAGACUCCAUCACCCAAAAACGUCUGGUUGCUAGGAUGAAAGCCAGAACCGAAAAAAGGACUUUGGAUAAGAGAGAUGGCCACAAGGCUAAACGAGAGGGAACUUCAACAUCAAUCUAUUCCAAAAUAAAAGGCGCGGAGCGGGAUUCGAGACAUUGGCGAGUCAGAAAAUUGGAUACGUUUGAAAAGUCAGGUUCUUCUAAACGAGAACAAGCAAUGGCUUUGGAUCAUGGUAGCGAGCGAGAACCAGAAUUGUCAGCUCUUAACAUGCUUGAACAACUUGCGGAUAUCGAGGAACGCAUACACAGAGCCUCCAUGGCUAUGGCAGAAGAUACCGGCAUGACGAUGGAAGUCGUGGCAGAAGUGACUGGUGUGUCGAUCUCCAAUGUGGCCUCUACCAUCAUGGCAGCGAAUCGCAAGCGUGCCCGCUCCAUGGAAAUGAGUGAUAUUGGUUUCAAGGAGCGUCAACGUACCAUCAGACAAAAGGUUGAAUGUGAUGAUAGAGAAGAGCUGAUGCAUUGUGUUGAUGACACAAGAUCCCUACAUUUGGAUGUUGAAAGACACAACGCAGAUGCAAGGGGAAUUUUCAAGGAAACGGAUCCCUACAGUGCAGAAUUUGAAUUAAGCCAAAACCUUCCUGCCAGAAACUCGACAAAUUCAACGCAAGAUUCUAUGCAAAGCCCACAGUCUGAUUUGAACAUGCGCCCACAAGAGGUUUCACCUAUGGAUACUUCUAGCGAAGACGACAUCCGAACUCCUGUGGAUGAUAUGGAAGCAGGGUGUGACUCGCCACCGGUUCGUUUAGAGACUCCAGAGAAAAUCUAUUCCGAUUUUGUUAAAAGCCUGAUUGCAAAUCGAACAGAAGGUCAAAUUGUAAACCUGAGAAGAGAACGCCAUACAGCGAUAAAGCUGUGGGAUGAAGAUGACCAACGUCGCAGGGGACAAUUGCAUAUUUCAACAUCAUCACCGCAAAGCUCUUCUCCAUUGUCUUCUGUUUCAUGGACGGCCUCGGAUCAUACACUCGAUCAUUCACCUGGCCGAGUUUCAAGUAAGAUUCCUUACUUCGGUCUUGACAAAAACACCUCAACCUCCCCAGACUCCGAUAUUGAAAUACAAGAGCAAACUUCUGGAGACCAGGGACAUGCUAAUGAUGGUAACAGCUUGACGGAUGCAGCGGGUGACUAAUCGUUAUGACUAUAGCAGUUUCGAUCUGAAGGGGAUCUUUAAAUUGGCGAAACA